Messenger RNA from Xenia sp. Carnegie-2017, 1569 nucleotides. RefSeq lists its product as uncharacterized. The record is from RefSeq and is a predicted model, not a curated record. Lineage: Eukaryota; Metazoa; Cnidaria; Anthozoa; Malacalcyonacea; Xeniidae. Bases 1 to 1569 code for a protein of 522 amino acids. Gene Ontology annotation, molecular function: aspartic-type endopeptidase activity. Gene Ontology annotation, biological process: proteolysis. The transcript has a single exon.
AUGACAGCUUUGCCUAGUUUCCCGACGUUCAACCUAGAAGAACCAGACAUUAGAAAAGCUUGGGGAAAAUACGUAUCAAGAUUGGAGAAUUUGUUGUUGGCAAUGAACAUCACAAACGCCGCAAGAAAGAAGGCGAUGCUCCUGCACUAUGUCGGUGAAGAAGUUAAUGAGAUAUUUGAAACUUUAGAAAUUGACGAGCCAGAUAGAGAAGAAGAUGUAUUUAAAAAAGCGGAGAAAGCGUUACGAAAUUACUUCACUCCACAGAAGAAUAUAGAAUUCGAAGUUUAUAAGUUUCGUCAAGCGAAACAACUCCCAGGAGAAAACAUAUCCGCGUACAAUACGAGAUUGAAACAAUUGGCCAAAUCCUGCGAAUUUCAUGAAGAAAGCAGAGAGAUAAAAACCCAGAUCAUACAAAAUGGUUCAUUUUCAAAUUUGCGGAGAAAAGCGUUAGCAGACCCCGAAAUAACGAUGGAGAAAUUAAUACAAAUGGGAAAAACAAUGGAGAUGUCAAAAACACAAGCAGAAUGCAUCGAAAGCACGAAUCGAAUUUGGCAUAAAAGAAAGCAGUUCAAGACGCCCACGGAAAAAACCUCAAAUGCUUCCAAAUAUUCAUCGAAGAUCAAAUGCAAAUUUUGUGCUUGUGAACAUCGACCAGGGAAAACAAAUUGCCCGGCAUAUGGAAAGAAAUAUCGACAGUGUUUAAAGUGGAACCAUUUUCAAGUUUGUUGCUAUGAGAAUCGAAGAGGCAAAGAGCUGUUGCAAGACAAUUAUCAAAAUUCUCGCGCUGAAUCAACAAAGCGAAACGGACAGAUAAAACGUAAUCAAGUAAGACCUCGUCAAGUGAAUACGGUGCAAGAAAUAACGUCCGAAUCAAGUAUGGAAGAUGAAUAUGUAUUUUCAACGUUGACGGCGCAACAAAAGCUGCCGAAGUUUAAAGUUAAGAUAAAUGGUACUCCUGUGUCAGUCAUGGCAGAUACCGGUUCCAGCGUAAAUCUCUUGGAUGAAGUGAAUUUUAACAAAUUGAAGAAAAAGCCAAUAUUGCAGGAAGCAAAUGAGAAAAUCUUUCCGUAUGGGUCGAAAAAACAACUAUCAAUUAAAGGAAAAUGUCAGUGUGUGGUCGAAACCGAUAAACUAUAUGGAUUAGAGACAUUUUUUGUUGUUAAUGGGAAUACGGGUUGCUUGAUAAGCUGGAAAAGUUCUCAAAAAUUGGGCCUGGUACAAAUAGUUGCAUCCAUAGAAGGCACUACAAAGUCUAAACAGGAACCCGUUAAAGAAAAGGCGCAAGAAAAAGUGAGAGAAGGUACCAAAGUGGAAGAGCUAAUUAACAAAUAUCAAGAAGUCUUUCAAGGACUGGGAAAAUUGAAAGGGUUUCAAGUUCAUCUACACGUAGAUAAGGACGUACAACCUGUCGCACAACCUCAUCGUCGGGUGCCGUUUCAUGUGAGAAAAGACUUGGAGAAACAGUUAAAACGAGACGAAGAACGUGGAGUCAUAGAGAAAACAGAUGGACCAACACCUUGGGUUUCACCAGUCGUGGUCGUACCAAAACUAAAAAUUUUGUGCUCGUGA